Messenger RNA from Serpula lacrymans var. lacrymans S7.9, 1247 nucleotides. RefSeq names its product alcohol dehydrogenase (gene adh2). The coding region runs from base 6 to 1025 and encodes 339 amino acids. The record is from RefSeq and is a predicted model, not a curated record. Gene Ontology annotation, molecular function: oxidoreductase activity. Lineage: Eukaryota; Fungi; Basidiomycota; Agaricomycetes; Boletales; Serpulaceae. The transcript has 4 exons.
CUACCAUGAACGCUCUGAGAUUCGCAACAGCAGGUUCUCUUGAUAACCUCGUCCUUACGAAUUUGGCCAAACCAACGCUCGAUUCUGGGGAGGCUCUCGUGAGGGUGGAGGCUGCUGGCAUAAAUGGGUCUGAUACCGCAGCCAUAAAGGGGUGGCUCCCUUUUGUUACAACCCCACGUAUUCCAGGUCGGGACUUCUCUGGCAAGGUCGUCGAAGUCUCGAAGGAUUCAGACGAGUCGUCCCACCGAUGGCUUGGUGCCGAAGUGUGGGGAACGGGAAGCGAUCGAGGCUUUGCCGUAGAUGGUACCUUCGCAGAAUAUCUCAAAGUUCCCAUCUCAGCGUUGAGCCGCAAACCCAAGGGCCUCGAUCACGCCAAAGCAGCGAGCCUUACACUUCCUUGGCUCUGCGCGUGGAUCGCAGUCGACAACCUUGCUCAAGUUAGGAAGGGAGAUAACGUGAUUAUCAUUGGCGCUCGUGGGGCUAUCGGAUCAGGGGCUGCUCAGCUCUGUAAUUAUCUGGGCGCAAAGGUGUUUGGGACUUAUCGCUCUCUGCAAAACGUGAACGUACCCUCGUUUGUCACUCCCAUCGAGCUGUCAUCGGGCUCCAAAACGCCCAUACGUGAUGCUAUCGCCCAAGCCGGACUGCAGAACAAGAUAGAUGUCCUCCUGGACUGCGCUGGUUACGAGGACGCCUUCAACGACGCGAUUUUCACAAUGACACCUAACGGUGAUGGCCGCGUCGUCGCCAUGGCUGUUCAUCGCAAAGAUGGACUGUUUGCGCUGGAUUUGCGAACGCUGUAUACAAAGGCUCUCACGCUCAAGGGGCUCAAGUCUAGCAUAGUCGGUCCCAGCGAAGUCAAGAAGGUUUUAGAUCACUUGGCAGAGCAGUUUGACAAUGGAACUCUAGAAGGCCCGAGCUCGGUGAAUUCGGUGAACAUGAGCAAUUUAGAUGCUGUGAAAGGGGCGCUGGAAGAGGUGAUAUUACGAUCAUCGAAUGUCCGCUCUGUCAUUAUACCCCAGGCUUGACAUGGGAUCAUAUCGUACAAUGCGGGGAUGGCAGGGAAGCCGGUACUAUAACAGCACAAUACAGCCUCUUUGGAUAUGACUUGUUGACGUUACAUUGUGCUCAUGAAUUGACAGAAGAGCCCUAGCAAAUGGGCUUUUAACUUAUUGAACUUUGUCAUACAAUAGGUUUCCCUUAUCGUUAUCAAAUACUUCAUACAAAUAAAUUAACGUUGGAAAGAGUAA